Messenger RNA from Moesziomyces aphidis, 531 nucleotides. NCBI's taxonomy places the organism in Eukaryota, Fungi, Basidiomycota, Ustilaginomycetes, Ustilaginales, Ustilaginaceae. The record is from the annotation of a GenBank genome assembly.
AUGGCCGACAGCAGCGCUGAGACCGUGCAGCGUGCAGACCAUCAGCUGCAAAGCCUCCUGCGCCUCGUUCGGCCUCGUCUGCCUCGCAUCGUACCUUCGCACCGACCGCCUUCCAUCAACCUUGAUGCUUCUCCACCAACUUUGAUCCCCCUUUCGCCUUCGCACGCUUGCCUCAGCCCUGGCCCAGAACUAGCUCAUCUUCACUUCCGACUUCCUGCGUACGAGCUUCUCCUCGAUCUCGCCUCCACAUCCGCAUCUCCCAGCCCGCCCUCGCCAGCAGCUCGUCUCGAAUACAGCGGAACUAAUCCUCAACAGCAGCAACUCGCAAUCACACCCUACGAUUGCGGUCUCAAGCUCCCUAUCAGCCUAGCUCUGGACCGGCCAUGGACUUCUAAGCAUCUCCAAUUCAUCGAGCAGCAGGCGGGCCUUCAUCUCGAUCCCAUUGCAUCCACCGAUACCCUUCACAUUGCCGACGACCCUCCGUUCUGCCUCGUCUUUGCUACCCGAUCCGCACGAUCAGCACCUCUUUGA